Messenger RNA from Dreissena polymorpha, 3392 nucleotides. RefSeq names its product actin nucleation-promoting factor WASL-like. The coding region runs from base 111 to 1628 and encodes 505 amino acids. The transcript has 12 exons. Gene Ontology annotation, biological process: regulation of Rho protein signal transduction; actin filament organization. Gene Ontology annotation, molecular function: small GTPase binding; actin binding. Lineage: Eukaryota; Metazoa; Mollusca; Bivalvia; Myida; Dreissenidae. The record is from RefSeq and is a predicted model, not a curated record.
UGUAAACUUGCAAAAUUCGCCGGAUAUCACAACAACCAGGAAGAGACUGUAAAUAUUGCUAAAUAUAUGUGAAUUUUCACCCAUAAAGUAAUAAAAAGAAGGCUAACACAAUGUCUACUCGACAACAGAAAAAAAAUGAAAGAUCACAGUUAUUGUCCGACAACGAAAAUGAAGCUAUUUUCGCGGCUUUCGGAUGGGGCUGUUCGAGCCUUUCAACAGCUGUCGUUCAGCUGUACCUCGGUGACACGACCAACAAGCAGAAAUGGAACAAGCGUUGCUGUGGUGUCGUGUGCUUCGUGAAGGACAAUCCUCAACGAUCCUACUUCAUCAGGCUGUUUGACCCAAAGACAUGUAAGGUGGUUUGGGAACAGGAGCUGUACAACCAUUUUGCAUACAAGACCCCUCGAGACUACUUCCACACAUUUGAGGCACAUGACUGUCAGGCUGGUCUCAACUUUGCCAGUGAGAUGGAGGCGGCCCAUUUCAAGAAGAUGGUGGAGGGGAAGCUCAUGGAGCGGGUCCAGAAACGCAUGGAGCGACAAAAGCAUAAGCAGCAUGGUAACCGUGGAAACGCCGGUGGAAGUAACCAGCCUCCUGGUGCCAUUAAUGUUGGAUCUGGAGCGCCACCUCCCAAGGUCAACUUGACGGAAGUGAAGCCAAAUAACAAUGGGAAAAAUAUCCCAAAUAAGAAAGAUAAGGGAGCCAAGGGAAAGAAGAAAAUCACAAAGGAAGAUAUCAGCACCCCUACUGACUUCAGACAUGUCAGCCAUGUUGGAUGGGACCCAAACACCGGUCUCGACAUGCAGAAGUUGGAUCCAGAGAUGAAGACGCUGAUGGAGCAGAUAGGAAUCGAGCAGUCACAAGUGGACGAGGAAACAAUUGAUUUCAUCUACGACUUUGUUGACAAGCAGGGCGGUAUUGAUGCACUAAGGAAAGAGAUGGCACAGCAAAAGUCUACCCCGAGUGGUCCGCCUCCACCCCCACCCAGCAGGGUACCAGCUCCAACCCCCGCAGGCCCCAGAGGGGCCCCACCACCCCUGCCGCCCACCGGGGGCCGCCCCCAAAUGGCGCCCCACUCCCCAAGCCCAUCUGGAACCAGACCCCCUCCCACACCAAACAGGCAACUAGGGCAUGGUGCGCCACCGCCUCCCAUAAAAGGGCCUGCCGCCCCACCCCCGCCACCCCCAGGUCGUCAUGUAGCUCCUCCCCCACCCCCUGGGGUGGGAGCACCACCACCUCCACCGCCCCCUCCACCUUCGGCACCAGCUGCACCACCUCCCCCUCCAAUGGGUGCCAUGCCAUCCAACCCAGGCCGGGCGGGACUGCUUAGUGAGAUUCACAAGGGGGCGGCGCUGAAGCCUGUGGAGCCUGGAGCAGGAGCAGGAGUGAGACAGGGAGGUGACGCCAGGGGAAACCUUCUGGACUCCAUUAAGAAAGGAACUACAUUGAGACCAUCUAUCAGAGCACAGGUGGAGGUUGACAAUAGCCCUCCUGCCGCUGCUGAGCCCAAGGGUGGGAUUGUUGGAGCCCUGGCUGCAGCCCUGGCACAGAGGAAGAAUGUCAUGCAGGAUUCAGAUGACGAUGAUGAAGGCAGCGAUGACAUUGAUGAUGAGGAGUGGUCAGACUAGAGAUUGAUUUGCCAACAUAGACUACCCAUACCGCUAGUGCAUUUCUGAUUUCUGACUGUAAAACAUAUAAACAACAAACUUUGUUCAAUGUGAAGCUCAAUUCUUAACAGUUAACUACAAACCUUUAUCUUUGUCUGUUAUUAAAUAACAAAAAAAACUUUUCUACUCGUAUGUGUCCAUUUAACAUGAAUCUUGAUUGAAGUUGAGUAAUACUAGUAUCUUAUUGUUGUGUUUUUUUAGCUCAUCUAUAUUUUGAAAAAAAAUUAUGAGCUAUUGUCAUCACCUUGGCGUUGGCGUCAGUGUCGGCGUCAGUAUCUGGUUAAGUUUUGUGUUUAGGUCCACUUUUCUCAGAAAGUAUCAACGCUAUUGCAUUCAAACUUGGUACACUUACUAUCAUGAGGGGACUGGGCAGGCAAAGUUAGAUAACUCUGGUGUGCAUUUUGACAGAUUUAUGUGCCCUUUUUAUACUUAGAAAAUUGAAAAUUUGGUUAAGUUUUGUGUUUAGGUCCAUUUUAUUCCUUAAGUACCAAAGCUAUUGCUUUCAUACUUGCAACACUUACUAUCAUAAGGGGACUGUGAAGGCAAAAUUAUGUAACUCUGACUGGCAUUUUGACAGAAUUAUGUGCCCUUUUUAUACUUAGAAAAUUGAAAAUUUGGCUAAGUUUUGUGUUUAGGUCCACUUUAUUCCUAAAGUAUCAAAGUGAUUGCUUUCAUACUUGCAACACUUACUAACUAUCUUAAGGGGACUGUGCAGGCGAUGUUAUGUAACUCUGACUGGCAUUUUGACAGAAUUAUGGGCCCUUUAUACUUAGAAAUUGAAAAUUUGAUUAAGUUUUGUGUUUUGGUCCACAUUACCCCUAAAGUAUCAUAGAUAUUGCUUUCAUACUUGGAACACUCGCAAACUAUCAUUAGGAGACAGUAUAGGACAAGUUGCAUAACUCUGGUUGUCAUUUUGACAGAAUUAUGGCCCUUUUUUUACUUAGUAACUUUGAAUAUAUGGUUAAAUUUUGUGUUUAGAUCCACUUUACUUCUAAAGUAUCAAGGCUAUUGCUUUAGAACUUCAAAUACUUUCAUGCUAACAUGAGGGUACUGUACCUGGCAAAAGAAUUUUACCCUGACCUUUGAAUGACCUUGACUAUCAAGGUCAAAUAAUUAAAUUUUGCUAAAAUUGCCAUAACUUCUUUAUUUAUGAUUAGAUUUGAUUGAUACUUUGACAUAACAACUCUUACCUGACAUACCACAAUAGACUCCACCCAAACCAUCCCCCAAGCCCCCCCCCCACCCCACCCCAGAAUUAUCCCUACCCAAAAUGUUUUUUUUUUCAUUUUUUUUUUAAAGAUCAUCUAAUAAAUGACUACACCCUCACACUAUACCCCCCACCGGCCCCCCCCCAAAAAAAAAUUUUUUUUUUUUGGAAACAUGGUUAAAAAACAAAUUUUUUUUUUUUUUAUUAAUUUAUUUUUGAAAUACCAUCCAACCAUCCCACCCAAGAAUACCCCCCCCCCCCCUAAAAAAAAAUUAUUAUUUUUUGCAUUUUUUGAAGAUAAUGUAAUAAAUGACCACACACCCACACUAUACACUCCUCUCCACCCCACCCCCUCCCUCCUUUGUGAUUGAAGUAUUGAGAUAGGUCCCUUCACCUUUAAAAGAAAAAUAGAUGAGCGGUCUGCACCCGCAAGGCGGUGCUCUUGUUAACUUUGUCAUUAUGUCUUCUUCUUUGUGUAUAUUGUGUAGUCUUUUUAUAAAAUAAACCUAUUAUUUACA